CAGCUAAUAAAAGCCUAUCGUUCACCUCCCGUCUCCGAGAGUUAUUGAUGGUGCAUCACCAGCCUUGGGAUGAAGUACCAGAAUAAACCCCUAGAGCGACAUAGGCACCUGGCAUCCAUUCUUAAAAAGGAAGCCUGAUGAAAUGUCCCAACCGGAGACAUCGGCUCAUUAUUCCUCUCCUCAGAUAUUGCCUGACCUGCUGAUUUCCUCCAGAAUUUUAAAUCAGAAUCAGGUUUAUUAUCACCAGCAUGUGUCAUGAGAUUUCUUAACUUGCUUGUUACUUUGUUAACUUGCUUGUUGCUUGGGAAUUCAGACUACAGAAUCUCUUGUGCUUAGAAAGGACCUCCAUAGUUGCUGAUGCUGUUCUUGCUUCCCACAAUUUAAAACUGGUGUCAACCAGAUCAGGUUAGGAAACAAUGAUUUACGUCUACACUCCACUUGAAUUACACCUCGUGUGCGUGGUUUCUGCAGGCUGGCGGGCUUCAUGCAAAGGCUUCAGUGCAGCUUUACUGAAGUUGUUUAUUCAAUCGGUAUGCAUUUCUGUUCAAGGUGAGAUGGUAAAUCGAGUUUGAUAAGGGUAUACGCCACUCCUGUCAUGUUGAGCAUGGAUGUGAAAAUCAGGCCAUGCUUGCUUUAACAAUGGGGAGUUCAUUAACUUGAUACGAUGAUGACGAUGGUUCAUUCCCAUAAAUCCACCAGUGUGCUGCAGUGUGUGCUGCAGUACUGUGCAUUGGUCUCCAUGCAGCAGGAAACUCUCUGAAAAAUGGAUGCUGUUCUCAUUGUCUGUGCUUUUAUUUGGCUUCUGCUCAGAUUUCUUAGCUUUCUGGUUGAGAAGAUGCACAUAAAGGAAAUCCUGAGGAGGCUAUGGCUAUUGGAAUUAGAUGAGUUAGGCCACUUCUUUCGCGCACUCCCUCCUCCAGCUCUAGUGGGAAUUGCUUCAUUCACAGCUAUUAUAGCAUAUUGGCUAGCGACCAGACCCAAAGCCCUGAAGCCGCCUUGUGAUCUUUCACAACAGUCCGUGGAAAUUGAGGGUUCUGAACAAGCUCGCAGAUCUGUUUUAGGUGAUAGCCCCAAGCUAAUGACCCACUAUCAUGAUGAUGCAAGGACCAUGUAUGAAGUAUAUCAACGUGGAUUGUAUAUAUCAGGUGAUGGUCCUUGUUUAGGAUUCAGAAAACCAAAAUGCCCUUAUCAAUGGCUUUCGUAUAAAGAGGUUACCAACAGAGCCAUGGAUUUGGGAUCUGGACUCCUCCAAAAAAACUGCAGAUCAUCACCAGACCAAUUCAUAGGUGUAUUUGCUCAAAACAGGCCUGAGUGGAUUAUUGCUGAGCUGGCAUGCUAUACCUACUCCAUGGUGGUAGUGCCACUUUAUGACACACUCGGACCCGAAGCCAUUCGCUACAUUAUUAACACAGCUGAGAUAUCAACAGUUAUCUGUGACAAUGUGAAAAAAGCAAGAACUCUUUUGAAGAACGUGGAGAGAAAAGAGACUCCAGGCCUGGCGGUUGUUAUCCUAAUGGAUCCAUUUGAGGCAGACUUGGUAGAGAUGGGAAAUGACUGUGGAGUAAAUAUUCUGGCCCUUCAGGAAGUAGAGAACCUUGGAAAAAUUAACAGGCGAGAUCCUGUGCCUCCGAGACCUGAAGAUCUAUCGAUUGUCUGUUUUACCAGUGGAACAACAGGAAAUCCAAAAGGGGCUAUGCUCACACAUGGGAAUGUGGUGGCUGAUUUUUCAGGCUUUUUGAAAGUUACAGAGAAAGUGAUCUUUCCAAGACAGGAUGAUGUCCUUAUUUCCUUCUUGCCUCUGGCUCACAUGUUUGAGAGAGUUAUCCAGAGCCAAUGGUUACCUACAUCUGAAGAUGCACAUAUUUCCUACUUGCCUUUAGCACACAUGUUUGAAAGGAUGGUACAGUCUGUAGUUAUAUGCCAUGGAGGCAGGAUUGGUUUCUUCCAAGGUGACAUUAGGCUCCUCUCUGAUGAUAUGAAGGCUCUACAUCCAACAAUUUUUCCUGUAGUUCCAAGACUACUAAAUAGAAUGUAUGACAAGAUAUUUAGCCAAGCUGGUACACCAGUAAAACGCUGGCUACUGCAAUUUGCUGCCAAGAGAAAAGCAGCGGAGGUGCGAAAUGGUAUCAUAAGGAAUGACAGUGUAUGGGAUAAAAUCUUUUUCAAGAAAAUACAGGGAAGUCUGGGGGGAAAGGUGAGAAUGAUUGUCACAGGGGCUGCCCCUACUUCGCCCACUGUGCUUGGUUUCCUUCGAGCCGCAUUAGGUUGCCAGAUUUAUGAAGGCUAUGGACAGACUGAGUGCACAGCUGGAUGUACAUUUACCACACCUGGAGACUGGACAUCAGGUCAUGUUGGGGCUCCCCUACCAUGCAACUUUCUCAAACUCAUUGAUGUAGAAGAAAUGAAAUAUUUUUCUGCAAAAGGAGAAGGCGAGAUCUGUGUGAAAGGACCAAAUGUCUUCAAGGGUUACCUCAAAGAUGCAGAGAAAACUGCUGAAGCCUUAGACAAAGACAUGUGGCUGCAUACAGGGGACAUAGGCAAAUGGUUAGCAAAUGGCACUUUAAAAAUCAUUGACAGAAAGAAACAUAUAUUCAAACUUGCUCAAGGAGAGUACAUCGCACCUGAAAAAAUUGAGAAUAUAUAUGUACAGAGUGAGCCUGUGGCCCAAGUGUAUGUUCAUGGAGAUAGUUUGCAGUCCUUCCUGGUAGGUAUUGUCGUACCAGACCCAGAAGCCACAGAAGCCUGGGCAAGGAAAAAGGGAUUUGAAGGAUCAUAUGGAGAACUGUGUAAAUCCAAGGGUUUUAAAAAAGCUAUAAUGGAGGACAUGGUAAAGCUGGGGCAGCAGGCCGGCCUUUAUUCAUUUGAACAGGUGAAAAACAUCUAUCUCCACUGUGAAAUGUUCUCAGUUCAAAAUGGCCUUCUGACCCCAACAUUAAAGUCCAGGAGAGUGGAAAUGAGAAAUUACUUCCAGAAGCAAAUUGAAGAGCUUUAUGCUAAUACUUCUAUAUGAAAAUAUUUGACAGAUAUCGUGUUGGGGGGAGAAAAUCCUGUGUUUGCUGUUUAUCUUAUAUCAAGAACUCAUUAGGGACAUUCGAAAUAUUCUUUCACUAUAUUCAGAAACAGUAAUUUCUUCAGUCAACUGAAAGGUUAUUUCUUGCUUAACUUCAAGAUCUUCUAUGUAAAAUAAAAAUUUGACCUUUUUUUAAAGCUGCACUGUAAUUGAGAUAAAUUUUGUAUGUUCAGCAAUGAAAUUUACUUUGUUUAUACGAUGGUAUAAUUAAUAGCUUAAAAUUCUAAUGUACAUAUUUUGUAAAAAUGGGACAUAAAAAGCUUCUUGGCUGAGGGUUAAGCAACUUGAAAUGCCUCCCUUUAACAUUUGUAAAUCAAAAAAUGUACAGGUAUAUGAAUUGGUCUGUUAUCUAAGAAACUUUUGCUGUAUGAAUUCAUCAAUACUUGAAGUAUAUAAUUUGUGCCACACCUGAGCAUAUUCAGAACUACAACUGCAUUUUUGUACUGAAGUAAAUUAAACGUAAUUUAUCAUUAAUUGAAUAUGUAUCAUAAAUGUUCAUGAAAUUUCAGAUUAAGAAAUAUUGUGAAAUUUAAAGAAUCAAUGUGGCAAAGGGAAGUCUCAUCAUUUGAAUUGAUGCACACAAAAAGCUGGUGAAAUUCAAAAGCUCAGGCUGCAUCUCUAGGGAUGAAUAAACAGUCAAAGUUUUGGGCCGAGUCCCUUCAGAACUGGAAAAGAAGUAGGAAACUGCCAUAAUUAGAAGGUACAGAGAGAACAAACUAGAAAGUGAUAGGUGAAUCCAGCUGGGUAGGGGAAGUGGAUAAAGUAAGAAGCUGGAAGGUGAUAGAUGGAAAAGGCAAAGGGUUGGACAAGAAGAAAUCUUAUAGGAAAGGAGAGAGGAAAGGGAGAAGAAGGGGCACCAGGGUGAGAUGAUAGGUAGGGGAGGAGAAGAUGUAAGAGACCAGAGUGGGGAAUUGAAGAAGAGGAAAGGAGAGGAGGAAAAAUUACCAGAAACAAUAAAGAAAUAAUAAAAAAUAAGUUCAUGCCAUCAGGUUGUAGGCUACCUAGACAGAAUAUGAGGUGUUGCUCCUCCAACAUGACCAACAUGUUGGAAUGGGAAUAUGGGAUAGGAAUUGAAAUUGUUGGCUGCCAGCAAAUACUGCUUUUUGCAGAUGGAGUGGAGGUGCUCGACAAAGCGAUCCUUCAAUCUGUGUUGAGUGAGUCUUACUAAUGUAGAGGAGGACACAUUGGGAGCACCAGAUACAGUAGAUAAACCCCAACAGAUUUGUGGAUUAAGUGUUGCCUCACCUAGAGGACUGUUUGGGGCCCUGAAUGGUGGUGAGGGAGGAGGUCAAUAGGCAGGCAUAACAGUUCUGCCACUUGAAGCAAUAAGUGCCUGGAGGGAGAUUAGUGGGGCAAGAUGAAUGGGCAAGGGAAUUACAGAAGGAACAAUCCCUGGGUGGUGGGGAGAUAAAGAUGUGUUUGGUGGUACGGUCUUGAUAAAGAUGUAAGAAGUUGCAGAGAAUGAUGUGGAAGCUCAUGGAGAGGUAAGUGAGGGCAAGAGGAAUUCUAUCACUGUUUAGAAAGCUGGAAGAAGGGGUGAGCAAGGAUAUGAUGGUGGAGGAAAGGAAAUCCGCAAAGACUCAUCCUGGGAACAGAUGCAGAGGAGACGAAGGAACUGAGAGAAGGGAAAGGUAUUUUUACAGGAAUCAGGGUGGGAAGAGGUACAAUCAAGAUAGCUGUGGGAAUCUGUAAGAAUCUAUAGGUUUAUAAAAGACAUUGGUAGACUGCUUGUCUCCAGAGAUGGACAUAGAGAUUGAGAAAGGGGAGAGAGGUGUCAGAAAUGGACCAAGCGAAUUUAAGGUCAGGGUGCAAGUUGGUGACAAAGUUGAUGAAAUUGACCAGCUUAGUGUGGGUUAAUGAAGCAGCACCAAUGCAGUCAUCAAUGUAGCAGUGAACGAAUUGGGUUUCGUUACCAGUGAAGGCUUGGAACAUGGACUGUUCCACAUAUCCAGUGAAAAGGUAGGCAUAGCUGGGGCCAAUGUGGGUACCCAUGCUGCACCUUGAGUUUGGAGAAAGUGGGAGAAGCCAAAAGAGAAAUUGCUGAGGAUGAAGACCAGUUCCACCAGGCAGAGGAGGGUGGUUGUGGAGGGUAUUAUUUUUUGUAACUCGAAAAGAUAAAACUAAUUGGAAGAAUAACAAGGAAGUCCAAAAAGAGAAUCUAGUCUCAUGUUUUACAUUAAAUGAGACUCAUACAUAUCACAUGGUAGUGUCAUGACAUAUGCAAUCCACUCACUUUGAAAUAUAAACUGCAAUUAAUUAAUUAUUUAAACAAACAAAGAAUGCUUAAUCAACAACAUAUUUACAAGAUUACUCAAAUAUUACUGAAAUUUUAAAUACACAACUGAGGGGAACCUAUUGGAACUUUUGUUGAGGAAGAAGCAGAGGACAACUUUAAGGCCUUCUUGUUGGGAGAUAGAAGUGUAAAGGGACUGGACAUCCAAGGUGAAAAUAAGGUGAUCAGGGCCAGGGAAUUGAAAGUUGUUGCCAUGAUAAGGCUACCACCAGGUUGAAGGAGCAAUACCUCAUAUUCCACUUAGGUAGCCUCCAACCUGAUGGCAUGAACAUCAAUUUCUCCAGCUUCUGGCAAUUCCAGCCCACUCUUCAAUUCCCCACUUUGUUCUCUUACCACUUCUCCUCACCUGCUUAACAGCUCCCCCCGGCACCCCUUCUUCCCUCUCUUCCAUCAUUCCCUCUCACCUCCUAUUAGACUCCUUCUCCCUCCAGUCUUUACCUUUUUCCAUCUAUCACCUCCCAUCUUAUUUCAUUGCCCCUCUCCCACCCACCUGGGUUCGCCCAUUACCUUUCAGCUUGUAUUGCUUCUCCUUCCCCCACCUUCUUACUCUGGCAUCUUCCUCCUUCCAUUCCAGUCUGAUAAAAGGGUCUUAGCCUGAAACGUCAGUUGUUAUAUUCAUGUCCAUAAGUGCGUUCUGACCUGCUAAGUACCUCCAGUAUUUUUGCAUAUUGCUCUGGAUUUCCAGCCUCUGCAGAAUCUCUUGUGUUUAUCAUUUGAUUUGGGUAGUGCAAUUAGAAUGUACUGUCUCUUAAUAUUGCCAGGCUCCUGUAUAAAACACUUGCUUGUUCUAUCUUAGUCAAUAUUUUCGGUAAAACUAUCAAUCUCUGCUGAAGCUCUUAAUGUAAGGUGGAAUCAAGAACUUGGUUCAGAUUUUCAAGUUUCAGUAAUGGAAAAUUAUUCUUGAUUAAAAUAUACAAGAUGUUAUUUCCAAAGCACGUUUCGUGCUUCAUCUGUCUCAAGAUGCUUUAUAGAUGAGCACUGUAUCGAUUUAGAACUGUUGUCACUAUAACCACAUAGUUAAAUACAACAGCAAAAUGACCAGUUGAUCUGAAAUAGGUGUUUGGCUUCAGAUCAAUGAUGACCUUGACACUGAGUCUCUCCUGGACUUCCUUCAAAAUUGUCUCAGGAAUAUUUGCAUCCAUCUACGUUUAAAAGGGAAGUGAAUUAAUUUAAUGUCCCAUUCAUAAAUAGUCAUUUAUUUUGGUACAAUGCACCUUCUACACUACAAUGUAGACCUAAGCACAAAUCUAAGAAUAAUAAUUAAAUUAACAAUUUCAUAUCUCAAAUGGAUGCCAUUGGUAGUUUAAUCCUAUGUCUAAUUUGCAGUCUUAUUGUGAAAAAUGUAAUAAUAUGAGAGGAGCUUCACUCUGACUUCAAAAUAUUUAAAAAUAAUUAAGGGUAUCACAGUACAAAGGUCAAGAAUUAAUACAACAAUAACCUGAAAUAUACAUAUGAAAUGCUGAUCUAGUAAGCAACUGGGCUAAAAACAUUCACAAUAAUUUUUAAAGCCAAGUUUCGGCAUACAGAAGUUUUCAGUCUGCUGCUGACUUUUGCCAUCAAUUAGUCUUUAUUACCAUACUAUAACAUAAAUCUGAAAUACCAGCUUUCUUAUUUUCUUAUUUAACUCUGGAUUUAUGCCAAGGGUAUAGAGAAGAUUAAAUACAACAAUAUGACAUCACAACUUUCUGUCAUUUGUUCAUUCCCACACAUGGAAACAGUUUUUAACUUCAUUGGUAUUAGUUAGAUGAGGUCUGUGCACGGUCUGUGUGAUUUGUAUUACAACAAAAUCAUGCAUUGCAUUAAUACAGAAUGAGCUGAUGCUAAUGUAAGAAGCUGUUAUAGAACAAAUAGAUGUAUAUCUGUUCAUAUUACAAAAAUGUUGCCAUGAAUUUGAGUUGAAAGUUCAAACCUGUAUUCAGUAGUUUUCAAUAUAAUCUAUAUUACUGAAGGAAGAUUUCAGGAAAACUGGUAAGAUGCAUGUAAAACUUGACUGGAACAAAGAAACUUUCUCAAUUUGGCAGUGAGAAUAAAGUACUUGAGUGUGCUUUUGCCACUGUUAGUAUUUAAGUAUAUUUUAUGGAAUGUGCAAACCCAUCUAAGGAACUUCAGUACAGUAGAGUCAUUCUUAAUUUAGCAAUGGGAAUUGCAUUUAGUUUCAGAAUGAGACAUCUGCCUACAGUUCUGGUAGCCCUUAGAGAGGAAACAAAAUUAAUUACAAUCAUCUGGAAAAGAUGAACAGGCUAAUUUAUCUUCUCAUGAGAAAAGAGAAACCGAAGAAAGAGCUCACAGACAUUUUAAAGUUAUUAAAGUUUUGGUACAUACACAAGGAUUGUUUAUGUGAGCAGAGAAGUGCAAAAUUUAAGAUCAUCAUCAAAAUGUCAAGUGAACAAGAAAUGGAUUUAAAGUUUGACCUUAAGGGUUAAAUUUUUUUUCUGAAAGUUGAAUUGGCCUGCUCAUUUCCAAAACAUUCUAGCUAUUUGAAAGCGUUUCUGUGCACUUCAUUGUACUUUUAAAGAGAAUCAUGUUAUUGAAUAUUGAGUAGGGUUGUGGAAUGAAAAUACUGUUGUAUGUCAUAUGAUAUCAUUGUAAUUAAUAUGGAUGUGACAUCUUCCUGUUUCUGAGAAGUACUAUAUUUGUUCUGACAAGGGAAGCAAUAGUGCGUGGUUCUUUUAAUCAUUUGCUCUCUAUGUGUAAAUAAAGCAGUAUUAUUUUUACUUCUCAAAUAAUGCAGCUUUAAAAGAUGAGAUGAGCACAAAUUAUAUUGUACAGGAUACUGUAACACCUACUACAGAAUAAUAGAAACAUUAUUUUUGCAUGAAAGAAAGCAAAAUUAUAUAUUCAAAAUGUGUAUAUGGAAUGUAGUCUUAUAAUAAAAAAAGUUUCAAAUUCAAAUAAAGCAAUU
Molecule: messenger RNA, 8265 nt
Organism: Hypanus sabinus (Atlantic stingray)
Lineage: Eukaryota; Metazoa; Chordata; Chondrichthyes; Myliobatiformes; Dasyatidae
Product: long-chain-fatty-acid--CoA ligase 6-like
Exons: 22
Coding region: 764-3010 (748 amino acids)
Biological process (GO): very long-chain fatty acid metabolic process; long-chain fatty acid metabolic process; long-chain fatty-acyl-CoA biosynthetic process
Cellular component (GO): membrane; endoplasmic reticulum
Molecular function (GO): arachidonate-CoA ligase activity
Source: RefSeq, a predicted model, not a curated record